CUAGUCCUCUCGAAAAAGAAGAGAAAAAAAAAGCCUCACGGUCUUCGAUUUCGAUUCAUCACAAUUUCUACCAAUCUCUAUCUCUCUCACAAUUUCGGAGGUGCAAUCUCUUGAUUCUCUUUCACACUUUUGAUUCUCAACUUGCUUUGGUUGAGAUUUUGAGGCAAUCGGUCGGUUAGCGUUGCCCUAACAGCUACCGCUCGUUCAAAGCAGCUGAUUCUAACAAUUCUUAUUCCGUUUCUGAGCUGAGUUCUCUGUUAAGGCAAGAUAAUGAAAGCAUAGUUCAUUCACCAGUUUGUUGGACUAACUAUGAAUCAAGGAGUGGUAUCAGUAUCACGUCCUCUAUCUAUUACCAUACCCUGGUACCACCAAAGAAACUUCAAGACAUUCAAGUUCCCAAAGGUGCUCAAUGCAUUCGCUCUCCGCCACCGCUUUAUUCAUACAAGACAUCCUCCAAUUUGCUGCACACAAAGUAAUCCUUGGGAACCUGCACCAAUCACGUAUGCUUCCAACAAUGAAGCGGAUGACAGCUUCUUGAAAAGAACCGAUAAUAUUUUUGAAAGCCUUAAUGCUGAUAGCACAACUGAAGUUCCAGAAGUAGAGAUUAAAGAGGUUACGGGGGUAAGUAAUCAACCAGAGGUGCAUUUGCAGUUCUUCAAAUGGCCAAUGUGGCUUUUGGGGCCUUCUCUUCUCCUGACAACAGGCAUGGCCCCGACAUUGUGGCUUCCCAUGUCAUCUGUAUUUCUCGGUCCCAAUGUAGCCAGCCUCCUCUCUUUGAUUGGACUCGACUGCCUCUAUAACCUUGGCGCUACGCUUUUUCUUCUCAUGGCUGAUGCUUGUGCCCGGCCUAAACAACCAAUAAAAGCCAUGAACAGCGAGGCUCCUUUCAGUUACCAGUUCUGGAACAUGGUUGCAAAUGUGUUUGGAUAUGUGAUCCCUUUAGUGAUGCUUUAUGGAUCUGAAAGUGGGUUGAUUCAACCCCAGCUGCCUUUCAUCUCCUUGGCAGUUCUAUUGGGUCCCUAUAUUCUGCUCCUUUCAGUACAGGUUUUGACCGAAAUGCUGACAUGGCGCUGGCGAUCGCCCGUUUGGCUGGUUACUCCGAUCGUAUAUGAGGGUUAUCGGAUUUUGCAGCUCAUGAGAGGGUUGAAACUCGGGGCUGAGCUCAGUGCACCGGCCUGGAUGAUGCACACAAUUAGAGGAUUGGUUUCCUGGUGGGUGCUGAUACUUGGUGUUCAACUCAUGAGGGUUGCUUGGUUUGCAGGUCUUGCCUCUCCAUCUCGUAAGCAGGAAAUUGUCUCUAAUGGUUCGUGAUAUUGUUGAUCACAAAGUAAGGGUACGGUGUGUUUGGGAUAACUUUUGAAAAUAUUACUUUUUAAGUAAAAACACUUCUUCUCCGAGCACUUUUUAAAAGAAGCAUUACUCAGGUGUUUCUCAUCUUGGUUCGAGUGUUUUUAGAAUCUUGAAAAAUCUUUUUUAUGAUUAAACCGAAACACUAUGAAAUGUUUUAAAAGUACUUUUAAUUGACUAAAAAUACUUUUUGCCUUCUCAAAGUUCAUCCCAAACCCAUGAGUACUUUUUACUUUGAUAUGAGAUUCGCAUAAAAUCUCAGUGGCUCAAACAAGUCUAGAAGUAGGCAUACGAAAAAGGAAUGUGAAACCUAGGGGAACGUGAUGGUUGUGUAUGUUGCCUAUGUUUAUUUCUCGUUGAAUUAGCAGUGUAUGUGUAUAAAAGAUUGUGUUAUAGAAAAAUAAUAGAUUGAUGUUGAUAUUGAUGAUUCAAAUUCAUUAAUAUAUUGAUGCUAACUUGUGUCUU
This is a messenger RNA of Momordica charantia (bitter melon), 1812 nucleotides long. Its product is annotated as cytochrome P450 family protein. The record is from RefSeq and is a predicted model, not a curated record. NCBI's taxonomy places the organism in Eukaryota, Viridiplantae, Streptophyta, Magnoliopsida, Cucurbitales, Cucurbitaceae.